This is a messenger RNA of Ordospora colligata OC4, 3738 nucleotides long. Its product is annotated as Rad50-like protein. Bases 1 to 3738 code for a protein of 1245 amino acids. Gene Ontology annotation, molecular function: single-stranded telomeric DNA binding; ATP hydrolysis activity; double-stranded telomeric DNA binding. Gene Ontology annotation, cellular component: condensed nuclear chromosome; Mre11 complex. The transcript has a single exon. NCBI's taxonomy places the organism in Eukaryota, Fungi, Microsporidia, Ordosporidae. Gene Ontology annotation, biological process: double-strand break repair; telomere maintenance via recombination; telomere maintenance via telomerase. The record is from RefSeq and is a predicted model, not a curated record.
AUGGCGAUGAUUCGGAAGCUGAUGAUAAGCGGAAUAAGAUCGUUCAGUCUGAGGGAUUCAAACACCCUGGAGUUCUAUUCGCCAUUGACGUUGAUUGUUGGAGCGAAUGGGACUGGAAAGACGACGAUUAUUGAGUGUCUGAAGUAUGCGACGACAGGGAGUCUUCCACCUAACAGCAGGGGAGGAGCAUUUAUCUAUGACCCGAAGAUGGCAGGAGAGGUUGAAGUGUGUGGGCAGGUGCGACUUCUUUUUACGAGUGUGUAUGGAAAGCAGAUGGUGUGUUCAAGGACGUUGCAGCUAUCUGUACGAAGGGAGCGUGUGGAGCAGAAGACGGUUGAAAGUGUGCUGAGGGAGGAUGGAGAGGGAGUAAGUGGAAAGUGUGGAGAUAUUGAUGCGGAGAUGCCUGUGCAUCUUGGGGUGUCGAGUAGUGUGCUUGAGAAUAUAAUAUUCUGUCAUCAGGAGGAAAGCACAUGGCCAUUAAGCGAGCCUGUGGUAGUGAAAAAGAAGCUUGAUGAGAUAUUUGCAUCUUCGAAGUAUGGCAAGGCGCUUGACAGUCUGAAAUCACAGCGAAAGGAGUGUAUGUCUGAAAUAAAGCUAAAGAUGCAGGAGCUUGAGUUUCUGAGGAAAGUGAAAGAUCGAAGGGAUGUGCUUGUGACGAGUAUAAGGAACAGCAGUACAGCGAUUGAGAAGAAUGAGAUUAAACUUGAAGCUUAUGAAGCGGAGAUAGUGAAAUGCAAUCGAAUUAUUAACGAGAUAUGUGCGGAGAUGAUGAGAAAUGAAGAGAUGGAUAGAAGGAUGCAUGCACUUGAGAAUGAAAGGAAUGAACUGAGAACGUUUUUAGAUAGUUUUAAAGGACGGUUACUUAGUAUUGAAGAAGCUAACGAUGUAUUUAAGGGAGAGUUGUUGAUGGAAGUUGAGAAUGAAUAUGCUAGAAUUGAGAAAGAAACAGAAGAAGCUGAUAAAAGAUUUAAGAUGAUUGGAGAGGAACGGGGCGUGUAUUUGAGAAGAAGAACGGAGCUUGAUGGAGUGUUUUCUGAGAUUUCAAUCAAAUCAUCAAAACUAGAGGAUGCAAGGGCAUGGAGAGUUGAAGCGAUUAGAAAGCUUGAAGGGGAGUUGAAAGUGAAAGAAGGAUUUAGGGAGACAGCAAUAAGUGUUUUUACAAAAGUUGAAAGUGAGAUUGCGAAUCGAAAGGAGAAGAUCCGAGAAUGUGAGAUUAUAUUGCAGAAGCUGCGUGAUGAAGAAGGAGAGAGGAUGUGUAUGGUUCGAGAGAAGAAGCGGAUGAUUGAGGAGUAUGAAAUGCUAGAAGACGAAGUAAAUGUGGAAGUGGAUGUGAAUGUUUCGUAUGAUGAAGAGAUUGAAGAAUUAAGAGCAGAGAUAUGUAAAGAUAAGGAGAUUGAAGUAUUGAAUGAGAGACUAGAGGAAUAUCAGAAGAGAUUGAACAAGGCAUAUAGUGUUGCAGAGUGCAAUUUUGAGAUGAAUCGGUUAAGAAGUAGAAGAAGAGAGAUUGAGAGUAUGUUGAAUGGUGUUGAUGUGAGUGGAUUACAAGAUGUACUUUGCAGACAAGUUGAGGAAGUUGAUAGGAAGCGUGAAAAGAUCAAAUUGGUUGAAAAGGAGUUAGGAUACAGAAGUGCAAUGAGGGAUCAAGCAAGGAAUGAAUGCAAGCGGAUGCAGAAGGAGAUACUGGAGAAGAUAGAUGAAUUACGAGCAUUCGGAAGGAAAGAGAAUGAAGAAGUAUUGAAUUUUGAGAAGAUGUGUUUGAAGCCAUGGAUUGGUAAUUACUCGAUGGAUGAUGCCAGGAUUACGGCUGAUAGAUGCAAAGAAUGGAUUAUGAAUGGAGAUAAUGAAUUUAUACUAAAUGAUCUUGAACCUGAAUGUGUGUAUGAUGCUGAACAAUUAGCCUUAGAGCUUGAUGGAGUUAAUGAAGAGGUUUGCAAGGGGUUUUGUAUUAGUGUUUAUGCAGAAGCACUAGAGAUGGCCAAGAUGCAUCAUGUAUGCCGGAUGUGCAAUAAGAAGCUGAGUGAAGUUGAGGAGAUCGUGCUGAAGACAUCACUGGAAUUGAUGAUGAGUGAGAUGCAGAUAUCAAAGAAUGAUGCACUUGACAAGAAGGCGAUGUUGAAGAAUGUAGUACAGGGAAUUGAGGAAAGGAACUGUAGAAUUGUUGAGAGAAACAUGGUAAGAUGUGAGAUUAUUGAUAUGAUGAGUAGAUAUGAGGAUGUACCUGAAUGUGAAUCUUCAGGUGAUUUAGAAGGGAUGGAGCUUGAUGUUCUUGAUGCAAUAGAGAACAUGAAAAAGACUGAGGGCUUGAUUGAGGCUGUGAAUGAAAUGUUUGUGAUAAAUGGAAAGCUGAAGGACGUGGAGGAAGGAGAAUCAGUGCAGGAGUUGAAGGGGAUGAUUGAUGGAAUCAAGAGAAUAUAUGAAGAGAAGAAGAGUGAUAGAAGGAGGAAGAAUGAACUGAUGACGAGAUUGUGUAAGAAGCAGGCACUUGUGGAUGCAACGAAGGAUAUACGAGAGAAGAUUAAUUUCAGAGAGGAGGCAAAAGAAGCUAUUAAGAUGAUUGAGAAGAGCAAUGUGAAGGCAAAAAUCAAUGAUGUGGAGGAAGAGAUUGCGAGAAGAAGGAUAAAGGUUGAAAGGAUUCAAGAGGAGUACUCUAAGCGUAGAGUUGCACUUGAGAUGGAUAUUGAGAUGCUUGGACUAAGAAGUAAAGAGAUUGAUGCCUUAGAAUGUGAGGUUGGGGUAUUGAAUGCAAAGGUUAAAGAGCUGCUUCAAGGAGAAUGGAGUGAAGAAGCAAGAGAUGAAGCAAUGUUUGAGAUGCUUAGAAACGAGCUUGUUGAUAUGAAAAGCAAGACGGUGAAAUUGGGACAGACAAUACGUGCGAUUCAUGAAUCAAAAGCAGCAGCUGAAGAAAGCAUAAAAUACUAUAAUGCGACUAUAAGGAUUGAAGAGAUUGGUAAUGAGCUUGAAGCGAUUGAUUGUGAAUACUUGAGUGUUAUUAGAGAGAAGAAGAUAAAGUUAGAGGAGAAGAAAAUAAAACUAAUUUCGCACAAGUCACUGAUAUUAGGAGAAUGCAAGCAAAUUGCAUUAGGAAUAAAGGGAUGGAAACAGGAAUUACAGAAUGAUCAUGUGGACACGGUGGAGAAGUAUAGCCGAUGUUUUGUUGAGUUGAAAGCACUUGAAAAGUCAUGCUCUGAUCUUGAGACAUGCAUCCAGGUAUUGGACAAGGCAAUAGUUGAUUUCCACUCGUUCAAGCUGGAUGAGGUAAAUACAACGCUUAAAGACCUGUGGAGAAGCACUUAUGUUGGAGGAGACAUUGACUGGAUUGAGAUCAAAACCGAAAGUGUAGGACAGAAGACAUACAACUAUAAGGUUGUGAUGGUGAAGAAUGGAGUUGAGCUUGACAUGAGGGGAAGAUCGAGUGCUGGACAGAGAAUGAUAGCCAGUAUUCUUAUUAGGCUUGCGCUGGCUGAUUCGUUUGCUUUGAAUUGCAACAUUCUGGCACUUGAUGAGCCAACAACCAAUCUUGAUAGAGGGAAUAUGGAGAGUCUUGCGCUUAUGCUAUCGAAGGUGAUAUCGACUCAUAAGCACAAUUCAAGCUUCCAACUGGUUGUUAUUACGCAUGAUGAAGAUUUUGUAGAGUUAUUGAACAGAGACGGACCUGAGUAUUUCUAUAGAUUGAAGAGGGAUGAGGGAGGAAACUCGGCAAUUAUCAGACAUUCAGUGUAUGGUUUUAACCAUUCAUGA